Sugiyamaella lignohabitans is the source of this 2025-nucleotide messenger RNA. RefSeq names its product B-type cyclin CLB2 (gene CLB2). Gene Ontology annotation, molecular function: cyclin-dependent protein serine/threonine kinase regulator activity. The coding region runs from base 1 to 2025 and encodes 674 amino acids. Gene Ontology annotation, biological process: G2/M transition of mitotic cell cycle; regulation of cyclin-dependent protein serine/threonine kinase activity. Gene Ontology annotation, cellular component: cytoplasm; cyclin-dependent protein kinase holoenzyme complex; centrosome. Lineage: Eukaryota; Fungi; Ascomycota; Dipodascomycetes; Dipodascales; Trichomonascaceae. The transcript has a single exon. The record is from RefSeq and is a predicted model, not a curated record.
AUGUCGCGCCAGCUCCGCAAUCGUACCCGUAUUGGGAAUGAGAACGAUGAGAAUAACAACGUUGGUUUGGUAGCUCGAGCCCGUGCUAAGGCAGUUGAACUGGAUUCUAAUAGCAAUGGUAUCAAUCGAUUGGAUAAGAAACCUCUUGGCAAUCUUUCAGCCAAUAAUAAUGUUAAUGGAAAUAUCGCAGUUGGUGGUGUUCAGGACAACGUCACGAGAAUGACGACUCGUCGUAGAGCGGCAUUGGGUGAUGUUAGUAAUGUCAGCAAAAAGACCGACCCAGCUGCUGCUGGUGCUGCUACCAAGGGUGGUCUCGGUAUCCGAGCAGGUUCUACUGUAACCAAUCCUACAAGGGCUUCUCUUUUGAGAUCCAGAAACAAUGGAGUCACUAGUAAUUCAUCAGCUACUGCUGCUGGUGUUGCGUCGACUACGGGUAAUAUCAACACUAAUGGAACAGCCAGACCCGGUUUAACCAAGACUGGUGCUGAUGGAGGUGUUGCUACAAGAACCGCUCUCCGCACUACAAGUUGGACUUCGGCGGGUGCUGGUACCGGUGCCGGUAACCAUGCCAGACACGCGUUGAACAAUGGCUUGAAUAAUUCCAAUAUCCACAGCAAUGGAGCCAGCAAUGGAGCCAGCAAUGCAGCAGCAUAUAGAUCUGCUUCAGUCGGAGCUGCGUCUAAUACUGUUGCCAAUACUGCUAGCAAUGCUGGUGAAGUCGACCAAAUCACCACCAAAAACAUUCACUUGCUCGACGAAUCGUCUAAUUCAAGAGCAUCCAAACGUCCCAAGACUAGUGCUAUGAGCGGUUUAGUAUCUUCUUCGUCUUCGUCUUUGUCAAAUGACAGUACUACUAACAGUUCGAGACUUGCUCGUAAUAACACCGACACAGCUGCUAGCACCAGUACCAGCACCAGCACCGGCUCGUCCACAAACACGUUGUCAUCUAGAAACCACUCGCGUCCUCUAGCAGAGAUCCCAUUGCUGGAGGUGCCAGUACCAUCGAGAAACUCCAUGGCUCGUCCUUCGGUGCUCGGAAAAGUAGCUCAAACUUCAACUUCUCGUUUAUCAGUUGCCUCGUCAGCCAGCUCAUCAAAACAAGAAUCGGAAACCAUCACUAGUACCCAUGGCACUGCUGAAGCCAGCUCUAAUUCUUUGGUAGCAACUACAACCACAAGUCCCGUACAAGACUGGGAUGAUCUGGAUGCUGAGGACUUUGACGACCCACUGAUGGUGUCGGAAUAUGUGGUUGAGAUCUUUGAGUUCUUGUACAAGAGCCAGUAUACAUACAUGCCCGACGCCGAUUACGUGCGAAACCAGACUUAUUUCACAUGGAGCAUGCGAGACAUUCUCGUUGACUGGCUAGGAGAAGUCCACACCCGGUUCAGACUGCUUCCAGAGACACUGUUCCUGGCAGUCAACAUCUUUGACCGAUACAUGUCAUCAGUGGAUGUGCCAGGAGACGAGAUUCAGACGAUUGGCAUUACAAGCAUGUUCAUAGCCGCGAAAUACGAGGAAGUGUUCACCCCGUCAGUGGCCAACUUUGCAUACAUGGUGGACAACUUGGCAGAAGAGGACAUUCUCGAGGCCGAGCGAGGCAUUCUGCGAGUGCUGGAGUUCCGCAAUUCAUACCCCAAUCCCAUGAACUUUCUCCGCCGCAUUUCGAAAGCCGACGACUACGACAUCAACACCCGUACCAUUGGUAAAUAUUUAUUAGAGAUCUCGCUUUUCGAGCACCGACUCCUGAAAUACACGCCUGCCGAACACUCUGCUGCCGCCAUGUUUCUGGCCCGUCGCAUGCUGAAACGGCCCUCAUGGGACGCCAACAUGAAACACUACUCCGGAGGCUACGACGAAGAGUCGCUAAAACCCAUUCUCGCCAUCAUCGUCGACUACCUCGUAUCCGCAGUCACCCACGAAGCAUUCUUCCGCAAAUACGCCCAUAAACGGUUCCUCAAAGCGUCCAUCAUCGCCCGCACAUGGGCCAAAGAAAACAGACUCCACUACCAACUCCCCUCCUCAUAA